AUGUCGACCACAGACUUCAAUUUACUACAAAAGAUUAAACAAACGUGCGGGAAAGGAGAGAAGCGCGUCGCGAAGCAACGCGUUCGCAAUGACACCGGAGCACCAGCUCUGACUACUCCCGACAAAACAAGUGCAGCAAUGGCAAAUUUGUUAAAAACACUGCCAGACUAUAGCGUUGCAACUCGGAAGACGAUCGACUCCGGAAAUUUUGAGACGUUUCCGAUUGCAGGUGACUUACCAAGACUUUUGAAACACAUGACACUCUUCGAAGUGCAGGACGACAAAUACUUUUGUAUCUUUCCAAAGAAGGAAUUGGUUGAAUCGUAUAUUACAUCUUCGUUGGCUUCCACUGAAGGAAAAGCAGUCACUGCCGGAGACUGCCUGAAAAUCAUGCAAUCGGUCACAUCUGUUUUUGAGGCUGAAAAACUUGAUAAAUUAACUAGCGAGUGGAACGGCGUGAUGGACAACUCUGCAGACCUGUCGAUUCAAAAAACGUUUUUAAUGCAAAUUCUGAAAAAAGUGUAUGUCGAAGACUCUGAUGGCGAAAGCUCGACUAUCAUGUUUUUAAAAGCAAUUAACCAAAAGAUUAUUGGUCCGUCCACCAUGAGAAUUAAAUGUCAGUGCCAGUGCUCUGGUGGUGUUGUGAUUAAAGACGCACAACCGAUGCUUUGGGAAGUUGCUGUUAUUAUUACAGAAGACAAAACUAUUAUUUCACAUUAUAGAAGGCAAGAAACGAGCUCGAAAAAUCCCAAUGAAUAUUUCAGAUUUUUGUGGGAAUUGAGAAUGACGUUCAGUAGAGAUUUGACACAACUCGAAGGACUUGUCAUGGGUGUGACGGAAAUUGAAUUCAAUCCAGAGACAACUGACUCGGUCAGAGACAAAAUUAGUAACGCAUUGGAGUCACUAAAGCUGCCGGACUGCUUUGUGGGAGACAUUGAUGAGUGA
Messenger RNA from Entamoeba invadens IP1, 945 nucleotides. RefSeq lists its product as hypothetical. Bases 1 to 945 code for a protein of 314 amino acids. The transcript is spliced from 2 exons. The record is from RefSeq and is a predicted model, not a curated record. NCBI's taxonomy places the organism in Eukaryota, Evosea, Mastigamoebida, Endamoebidae.